Messenger RNA from Limanda limanda (common dab), 3175 nucleotides. Its product is annotated as protein Niban 2-like. NCBI's taxonomy places the organism in Eukaryota, Metazoa, Chordata, Actinopteri, Pleuronectiformes, Pleuronectidae. The transcript is spliced from 14 exons. Bases 92 to 2647 code for a protein of 851 amino acids. The record is from RefSeq and is a predicted model, not a curated record.
UAUUCGACUCUACUGGAAGUUUCCCCCCCACAGCCCAGUUUGACCUGGAGGACAAACCAGUGCGAGGCUCGGGGACCUGCAGGAUCUCACCAUGGGGGACGUGGUCUCCUCUCACCUGGAUGAGGGCAGGAGGGAGAUGAUUACAGCUCAGACCAGAGACGUGAUGAAGGAGUUCAGCGACGUGUACGAGCAGCAGCACGCCGUCGCCCUGUUCCACAGCGUCCGCUACGAGAUCGAAGGAGGAGGGGGGGCGCAGUCGCAGCUGCUGCACCGACAGGACCCCCUGGCGGGCCGAACCAUUUUCUCAGGGAGUCUGUUCCAGUACCUGGAGGAGAACAGGAAGUGGAGGAAUCGCUUCGUGUCGGUGCCGAACACCUACAGCUUCGACCUCUACGAGAGUAAAACUGCACACGACCGGGAGCUGCACCCGAAAGUCACCAUCAACUGUGCCGGGUACAAGGCCCUGACCUCCAUGGAGGAGUACCUGCAGCUGAUGAACACCAGCCUGCCAGGAAUCAAGGCCCGGGUCGGAAGUCAUCCGUUCAUCAAGGUCGCGACCCCGUUCCCGCUCAUCCUGUGGCACCCGUACGCCCGACACCACUACUUCUGUGUGAUGACGGAGAAGGAGCAGAAGAAGUGGCACGCCGUGCUGCAGGACUGUGUGCGGCACUGCAACAACGGUCUGUCAGAGGACAGCACCGUGGAGACGCCCGCCUUCACCGACGCUGUGAGACGCCACCGACAGAACAAGGGACACUACGGGACCUGGGACAUGAUGUGUGGAGCCCCCCCGCAGAUUCUGGCUAAUCUGGUGAUGGAGACUCUUCACCCGAAGUUAAGAAACGUGAUUGGUCCUCGCCUGAAGGGGAAAAUGCAGCAGAGGCAGAGGCACUGGAUGUUGGUCUCGGACGCUGUGUACAAGCAGGUGUUAUCUCAGACCAAGAACCAGUACGGCGCUCUGGUGGACCACUGCGAGGCCCAGAGGGUUCAGCUGGACGCUCGGCUGCGGACGGACAUGGACCAGAUCAUCACGUCCAAAGAACACGUCAGCAGCAAGAUACGAGCUCUGGUGUUUCCCAAGACGGAGCCGCUCCUGCGGACCAGCGUCCAGCCGUACAUCAGCUCCAUCCUGGAGGCCCUGAUGGAGCCCACCAGCCGGGGCUUCUCGGAGGUCAGGGAGGUUUUCUUCAGGGAGCUGGUGGAGAUCAGCAAGAACUCGCUCAACGGAGGUAGCAAGGACAAAAUGGGAGACCACUUGGAGAGACUGUCCAUGCUGGCCUUCCACCCCGUGAAGAUGCAGAGCUGCUACGAGCAGGUGGAGCAGCUGAACCUGGAGGGGCUGCAGCAGAGGUUCGAGGUCGGCAGCCCCUCCGUGUUCGUCAGCAGAGCUCAGAUUCUCAUGAGGGAGCAAAUGGACAACGCUGUUUACACAUUCGAGCAGCUGCUGCACCAGAGUUUGGAGGGAAAAGGAGAAGAUGACAUGUGCAAGACCAUCCAGCGAUGCCAGGACAGGGUUAUCAAGAAAUAUGAUUACGACAGCAGCACAGUGAGGAAGAAGUUCUUCAGAGAAGCUCUGCUGCAGAUCAUCAUCCCGUUCAUGCUCCAGCAGCUCUCACCCGCCUGCUCACCUGAGCUGCCUCGUUUCAAAGAGCUGAUCUUUGAGGACUUCUCCCGCUUCCUGCUGGUGGAGAACCUGUUCGAGGAGGUGGUGCUGCAUUCCGUCUCCAAGGACAUAAUGAUGGCUGUGAAGGAGGCGGCCGUCCAGAGGAGACACAACCUGUACCGGGACAGCAUCGUCCUGACAAACAGCGACCCCAACCUGCACCUGCUCGGAGAAAACCCCUCGGUGGACUGGGCCACCAAGUUCGGUGGCGAGGAGUCCGACGCCUCUGUCGUCGGGAUGAAUGAUGGAGGAGGUUCUGUGAGUAGACGCCGGCAGGUGGUGUCCAUGAUCCAGCUGGACGGGGUUCCUCUGCCCUACGAGUCCUGUCUGGAGGUCCCGGGGGAGGAGAUCAUCCCGGAGGAGGACGGCGAUGUGUUUGACAAAAACAUGGAGUACCAAGAGGAGGAUGAGGAGAACGAGGACCUUCCCAAAGAACCCAUGUCUCCUGACAGCGUGAAUGAAAUCAGGGACCUUAUUAAUCCGAUAGUGGAGAUGGUGGUGCCGGUGUCCGAGGAGGAGCCGAGCGACGUCCCCAAAGGGACGCAGCCGACCAGAGGCAUCCUCACCUCGGAGGACGGAGAGCAGGAGGAGGUGACACACGUAACCACCAUUGUGGAGGAUGUCCCCAGGAGAUCUGUACGAGACAAGACGUCCCCGCAUGCAAUCCUCAGGCAGCUGGCAGGAACCAAGAAGGAGAAGGCUGAUAAGGAGGCGCUGGAGGAGGUGGCCAUCAAGAACGCCACUGAGGAAAUUAAUUUGGCGGCACAGGAAGACGACAGUGGACUGAUUGCGGAGGUCUCUGCGGUAGAAUCAGAUUUGGAGUCGACACCAGUGCCGACAGAGUCCAGCUCGCGAGAAGACAGCGGCUUCCAGUCGCCGACCAUCAUGGAGGCGGAUGAAACCGAGCCUCAGCCAAUCACAAACGGCCUGAGUGGGGAGGACAAAACCAUCGACCUGGUAGACGUGGAAGUGAUUUUAGCGUAGGAAGAGGAUGUUCUGGACAUGAGUACGAAAUUGGAGCCAGGAGAGGAAAGAAUUCAGAUUUUAUUUAAAGGUUUAACUCUUAAUUGUUGUUUAUAGUUGCACACUUCAAAACCCGACUCCCCCUCCCGUCCCUUUCUGAAACAUCUGUCUGGUGACUGGUUCCUCUCUGCAGCGUUUUCUCUAAACGACAAUAAAACUCUAUAGAUCUGAUGUGUUCGAAUACGGCUCCUUUCAGAGACAACUUUCCCAAAGUGGUGUUCGCCAAUACUUUAUUGCGAUCGUCCACUUUUCAUCUAAGUUAUGAAAGUUUUCUUAUAACACUAAGGGGUUUGUUUGCAUCGGUAAUAAGAUCAGAUUGAUAUUAUUCUCAAUUUAUCUCAGAUUUCAUGAAUGUUAGCGUUUAAAAGUUCAGCUUUUACUACAGUGCAGGUGGAUGAGUUUUCCUCUAAUGAGCACAGCCUCUACCUGGGCAGCAGGGGGUGCUGUAGCCAUUUCUAUGCUUCUGGGUUGGUCUCUUUGAUCUCUUUA